This is a messenger RNA of Gracilinanus agilis (Agile Gracile Mouse Opossum), 584 nucleotides long. Its product is annotated as coiled-coil domain-containing protein 115-like. The record is from RefSeq and is a predicted model, not a curated record. Gene Ontology annotation, biological process: vacuolar proton-transporting V-type ATPase complex assembly. The transcript is spliced from 4 exons. Gene Ontology annotation, cellular component: extrinsic component of endoplasmic reticulum membrane. The coding region runs from base 101 to 529 and encodes 142 amino acids. Lineage: Eukaryota; Metazoa; Chordata; Mammalia; Didelphimorphia; Didelphidae.
GCAGCAGUUUCUGGACCUCGAGCAGCUGGAAGGAAAGCGGGCGGCCUUGAACGCCCGAGUGGAAGAGGGCUGGCUCUCCCUGUCCAAGAGUCGCUACGCCAUGGGCGUCAAGGCCGUGGGCCCCCUCCAGUACGGCUCCUCUAUGGCUGCCCUCUUUCGGGUCGGCAUCAGUGAGCCCGAGCCCGGGCGGCCCGAGUUCCAGGUGACGUUCACGGACUCUAAGGAGGCCCGAGGGCCGAUGGAGCCUAAGUCGGAGGUUCCCUUUCCUCCCGGGUGUCGGCGUCGGUCCCAGCCCCGGAGGACCAGUCCGGAGCCCGCCCCCUUGGCACCCCCUGAGCGUGAUCCCCUGACGUGGUUUGGGAUCUUGGUGCCCCAGAGCCUGCGGCAGGCCCAGGGAAGCUUCCGGGCAGCUCUGCUGAUGGCUGGGGAGGUUGCCGGGCUCCAGAGCCGAAUCGAGUGGGGCCGAGGCCAGAUUCAAAUCCUACGACAGGAGAAACGGAAGCUGCUCGAUCAGCUGAAGGUGGCAUGAACCGCGUUCCUCACAUUCAGAGUCUAAAUAAAUGAUUGAGUCUCUGGUUUGAUGA